Messenger RNA from Phascolarctos cinereus (koala), 3349 nucleotides. RefSeq names its product ATP binding cassette subfamily F member 1 (gene ABCF1). Lineage: Eukaryota; Metazoa; Chordata; Mammalia; Diprotodontia; Phascolarctidae. The record is from RefSeq and is a predicted model, not a curated record. Gene Ontology annotation, molecular function: ATP hydrolysis activity; ATP binding.
AGCGGAAGUAGAGCUAGCCGCAGCCGGAAUAGUUUCAACUGUCGCCGAGAUGCCGAAGGCGGGGAAGCAGCAGCCUCUGGAACCGGAGUGGAUUGGGGAUCGAGAGAAAGCAAGCCCCGCUGAUAAGGUCGUCAGGAAAGGAAAGAAGGACAAGAAGACCAAAAAGACGUUCUUUGAGGAAUUGGCUGAGGAGGAAAAGCAUGCAGGGGAGGAAGAAGAGUCGUCGAAGAUAGUCAAAGAAAAAGAACAGCAGCAGCAGCAACAACAGCAGAAGAAAAAGCGAGACAGCCGGAAAGGGCGACGAAAGAAGGAUGUUGAUGAUGGUGAUGGAGAAGAGAAGGAACUUAUGGAAAGGCUCAAGAAGCUCUCUGUGCCAGCAAGUGAUGAAGAGGAUGAAAUGCCUGUCCCAGUACCUCGAGGUGGGAAGAAAGCCAAGGGUGGUAAUGUGUUCGCUGCCCUGAUACAGGACCAGAGUGAGGAGGAAGAGGAGGAAGAACAGCCAUCAAAACCUGCCAAACCAGAGAAAAAUCGAAUCAACAAGGCUGUUUCCCAGGAGCAGCAGCCUGAGCAGAAGGUUAGAAAGGGGAAGGAAGAGAAGUCAAAAGGAAAAGGGAAGCCCCAAAAUAAAUUUGUUGCUUUGGAUGUUGAAGAGAAAGAAGAAGAAAUAUCCAAAGAGAAGGAGCUUUCCAGAUGGGGGAAGGAUAAACUCAAGAAAGUGGAACAGGGCUCAGAGGGGGAAGGAGAAGCGGAUGAAGAAGACGAGAGUGAGGCCAGAACAGAUGAUGCCUAUGCUCACCUCAGCAAAAAGGAGAAAAAGAAGCUGAAGAAACAGAUGGAGUAUGAAAGACAAGUAGCCACACUGAAAGCAGCCAAUGCUGCUGAAAAUGAUUUCUCAGUGUCUCAGGCUGAAGUGUCUUCCCGCCAGGCCAUGCUGGAGAAUGCCUCUGACAUCAAGCUGGAAAAGUUUAGCAUCUCAGCCCAUGGCAAGGAGCUCUUCGUCAAUGCAGAUCUGUACAUUGUGGCCGGCCGCCGCUAUGGACUAGUGGGGCCCAAUGGUAAGGGCAAGACUACGCUGCUCAAACACAUUGCCAAUCGAGCUCUUAGCAUCCCUCCCAAUAUAGAUGUGUUGCUUUGUGAACAAGAGGUGGUAGCAGAUGAGACGCCGGCUGUGCAGGCUGUGCUUCGUGCUGACACCAAGCGACUGAAGCUGCUAGAAGAGGAGAAGAGGCUCCAGGGAAAGCUGGAGCAGGGAGAUGAUGCUGCAGCAGAGAGGCUGGAAAAGGUAUAUGAAGAACUUCGAGCCAUGGGAGCUGCUGCAGCAGAGGCUAAAGCUCGGCGGAUCCUUGCUGGCCUGGGCUUUGACCCUGAGAUGCAAAAUCGACCCACACAGAAGUUUUCGGGGGGCUGGCGUAUGCGAGUCUCCUUAGCCAGGGCACUUUUCAUGGAGCCUACACUGCUGAUGUUGGAUGAACCCACCAACCACCUGGACCUCAAUGCUGUCAUCUGGCUCAACAACUAUCUUCAGGGCUGGCGGAAGACACUGCUGAUUGUAUCCCAUGACCAGGGCUUCUUGGAUGAUGUUUGUACUGAUAUCAUCCACCUGGAUGCCCAAAGGCUCCAUUACUAUAGGGGCAACUAUAUGACCUUCAAAAAGAUGUACCAGCAGAAGCAGAAAGAGCUUUUGAAGCAAUAUGAGAAGCAGGAAAAGAAGCUGAAAGAGCUCAAGGCUGGGGGCAAGUCCACCAAGCAGGCGGAGAAGCAAACGAAGGAGGCCCUGACCCGGAAGCAGCAGAAAUGUCGGCGGAAGAACCAGGAUGAGGAGGCACAAGAGGCACCUGAGCUUUUGAAGCGCCCAAAGGAAUACACUGUGCGAUUCACUUUCCCUGAUCCCCCACCACUCAGCCCCCCUGUGCUGGGAUUGCAUGGUGUAACAUUUGGCUAUGAGGGACAGAAGCCACUCUUCAAGAACUUGGACUUUGGAAUCGAUAUGGACUCAAGGAUCUGCAUUGUAGGCCCCAAUGGUGUGGGGAAGAGUACACUGCUGCUUCUGCUCACAGGAAAGCUGGCUCCAACCCGAGGGGAGAUGAGGAAGAACCACCGGCUGAAAAUUGGCUUCUUCAACCAGCAGUAUGCAGAGCAGCUGCGCAUGGAAGAGACAGCCACUGAAUACCUACAACGGGGCUUCAACUUACCUUAUCAAGAUGCCAGAAAGUGUCUGGGCCGAUUUGGUCUAGAGAGCCAUGCCCAUACAAUCCAGAUAUGCAAGCUCUCAGGUGGACAGAAAGCCCGAGUAGUGUUUGCUGAGCUGGCGUGUCGUGAACCAGAUGUUCUCAUACUAGAUGAACCGACCAACAACUUGGAUAUAGAGUCUAUUGAUGCUUUGGGAGAGGCUAUCAAUGAAUACAAGGGUGCUGUGAUUGUUGUCAGUCAUGAUGCCCGGCUAAUCACAGAAACCAACUGCCAGCUUUGGGUGGUAGAGGAACAGAGUGUUAGCCAAAUCGAUGGUGACUUUGAGGACUACAAGAGGGAAGUGCUGGAGGCCCUGGGUGAGGUCAUGGUGAAUCGACCUCGUGAGUGAGGUUUCCUCCUGUACACUCUUCUGCCUGAGUAGCUCAUAUGGCCUGGAUGCUCCUUUCCCUUCCACUCACCAUUUGCAAGAUAAGGGCUCAUCGUCAACCAGUGCCAUGACCACUGAGACAUCUGGAGGUGGAGCUUUGCCUGGUGUGCCACAAAGACCGUCACCUUAACUGAUGCACAGACAAACUAGUAACCUUCUUCAGAUGGAAGUACUGGCUUUAUCUUACAGUGUAGGUAGAGAAACUAUUGAUGCCGGGAUGUGUCAUUGAACUGACAACACCAGCCUCCGCCUCUGACAGAUAACUCUGAUUCAAAUAAGCUUUGCACCACCACUUUACCUGAUGGCCUGUGUAGCCCAUCUGAUGCAGAAUAGGGGCUGUGGACUGGGCACUUCUCUUCUCUGACUGUGUCUCUGAUCUUCUGCCACCUCCCCAGUCACAACAGGAUUUGGUCUAGUUGAUAAUUACAAUUUAUAGGGACCCAAGUUAUGGGCAUAAUAGCUUUGGUUCCAAUUGCCAGCGCUGCUCUGAGGAGCAAUCCUGUUUUAUUUUUUUGGUCUGAUUGACGCAUGGAAAACUGACAGAAGCCUCUAGCUGUAUUCCAGAGAUGAAGGCAAAUAUCAGAGGGAUCAUGGUCUUUAGAGGGGAUGGAGCCUGUUUGCUACUGGUGUCUACAUUCUCUUGUAUUUGUGGAUUUGGGGGGCAGGGAAGGAAUGCUGCUGAACUUUGUCCCUCAGUUUGCCUGGGGAGGGAAUAAAGGAGAGUGAAUUGCC